Onthophagus taurus is the source of this 575-nucleotide messenger RNA. RefSeq lists its product as uncharacterized. Gene Ontology annotation, biological process: defense response to bacterium. The record is from RefSeq and is a predicted model, not a curated record. Lineage: Eukaryota; Metazoa; Arthropoda; Insecta; Coleoptera; Scarabaeidae. Gene Ontology annotation, cellular component: extracellular region.
GACUGGUUUAAGAGUUCCAAAGUAGAACACAACAAUUGCAACAAUGAAAUCGGUUUUUGUAAUUGCAACUCUAUACUUUGCUUCGGCGGUUGUUGCCCUUCCUUAUCCCACAAUACUUGAAAGUGAGGAUGGUGAUAUUUAUCAAUUGGUACCACUAGAACGAGUUAGAAGAGGAAGCGUUUAUGGAAAUGUUGAUAUCUCCGAUCCAGGUAGACUUAUUAUUGGCGGUAGAGGAACUCCCAUUGAUAAUGAAAACCAUCGAUUGGACACCCACGUGUUUGCAACCGAUAAUAUUCGCCAUCAUAGUCCUUUAACAGUAGGUGGUGAAGCUGAUUACUUACAUAAACCAACCGGAAGUGUCGCACACUUAGCUGGAACUCAUACCGAGCAAUGGGGUACUGAUUUAAAAGCAUCUGGACGUUAUAACUUUUUCCAAGAUAAAACAACAAACGCUAACAUUGAAGGCUUUGCCUCAAAACAUAUUGGGGGAUUACCCGGAAAUCAACCAACUGAUUAUGGUGUUAUGUUAAACGUAAAAAAAGAUUUUUAAUGAGUUUAUUGUUUUGUAUAAAUUU